AAUUAGUGUAUAUGGUCAUAUGGAUGUUCCAUCCGGCCCAAAUGGAAAAUAACACGGAGUACACCGUAAUUUAUCAGCAACUGCCGACCUUCGGAUGUCCGGGUUCGAUUUUUAAGCAGUUCAGCAUUCACGGAAUCUGCAGGUCUGUCCACCACUGCACCAGCCUCCAGCCUACCAGAAGACGGCGGUGCUGACCACCUACGGCCUACCGGCUACCGUGCUCUGCCAGCUGCCCCAACCCGCCGGUCCGCCACACGCCAAGCCUGAUUUCAGGCCAGCCGUUGCCGCUGCCCCAGUCUUCUGCACUGCCUCACCUACACGUCGUAUAAAUCCCCCGAUUUCCGUGACUAUUCAUCAAGGGUCAUGGCUCAUAGACUAUUAAGAGAUGCUGAAGCUGAUGGUUGGGAAAGAUCUGACUUUCCAAUUAUAUGCGAGUCAUGCCUUGGUGAUAGUCCAUACGUUCGAAUGACUAAAGCUGAUUAUGACAAGGAAUGCAAGAUUUGCACCCGCCCCUUUACUGUGUUUAGAUGGAGGCCUGGUCGAGAUGCACGAUACAAAAAAACAGAGAUAUGCCAAACUUGCAGCAAGUUGAAGAAUGUUUGCCAAGUUUGCCUUCUGGAUCUUGAAUAUGGAUUGCCAGUUCAGGUUCGAGACACGGCACUUAGUAUUGAUUCCAAUGAUGCCAUUCCAAAGAGUGAUGUGAACAGAGAAUACUUCGCUGAGGAGCAUGACCGCCGGGCGAGAGCUGGGAUAGAUUACGAGUCUUCUUAUGGGAAAGUCCGUCCAAAUGAUACUAUAUUGAAGCUUCAACGAACAACCCCAUACUAUAAGAGAAACCGAGCACAUGUUUGCAGUUUUUAUGUUCGGGGUCAAUGUACAAGAGGUUUGGAAUGCCCAUACAGGCAUGAGAUGCCUGAAACUGGGGAGCUGUCACAGCAGAAUAUUAAAGACCGUUACUAUGGAGUAAAUGAUCCUGUUGCAAUGAAACUGCUGGGCAAGGCAGGUGAAAUGCCUUCAUUGGAGCCUCCCGAUGACGAGAGCAUAAGGACACUAUAUGUGGGUGGGGUUGACGCAAGAAUUACCGAGCAGGACCUUAGGGAUCAGUUUUACGCACAUGGUGAAAUUGAGUCCGUAAAAAUGGUGCUGCAGAGAGGAUGUGCUUUCAUAGCAUAUACCACAAGAGAAGGUGCAGAGAGGGCUGCGGAGGAACUUGCAAACAAGCUGGUCAUCAAGGGACUGAGGCUCAAACUACUGUGGGGCAGACCACAGGCACCAAAACUCCCCGAGUCUGAGAUGACUGCUGAUGAGGCAAGACAUCAAGCCGCAACUGUGGCUCAUAGCGGGUUGUUGCCUAGGGCUCUAAUAUCACAACAGCAGCAGCAGAUCGGUGGGCAGGACCCACCCACGCCCAUGCCUUACUUUAACAUUCCACCGAUGCCACCUCAGCCAGACAGGGCGGGUGCAUUGUAUCCUUCUAUGGACCCUCAAAGGAUGGGAGCCCUUUCUUCGGCUUCAGGGUCAGGUGAAAAUAGAAGCUCUGGUCCUGAUAAACAACCACCACAAGGAGGUGGAUAUCCAUUUGCAUAUCCUCCUCCUGUGCCACCACCUCAUGGUCAAUUUUACCCUCCUUAUUAUCCUCAACAAUAUGGAGGUUAUAUAAUACCUCCCCCUCCUCCACAGUCUUAUCAGCAGUACCCUCAUCCUCCUUAUCAAGCUACAAUGCCACCUCCACCCAGUGGCGGGCAAGCGCCACAACAGCAGCAGUCACAGCCAGUUCCAGGCCAACACAGACCGGUUGCGCAGCUAGAAUCUGGGCAGCAAUCUUGAUCAAGGCAUUCUUGUUAUGUUUGUGUGAUGGAUUCUUUAACAGGAUAUUCUAUUACUCUUUUCAAAAGAUAAUCGUCAUCUUUCUACAUAGUACGAUUAUUAUUUUCCCAGUGAACUCAGAUUUGAGAUGAUUUUAUAAAGAUGCUUCAGGUUCUUCAAACUGUGGGGAGUGGCGUGCCGCCAUGACUCCAUGAGGAAUUAAGGAAACUAGUUUGGACAUUUGUGAACUACAAUAGUUUGUGUUAACCAGAUGAGGUGUUGCUUUUGAACCCUACUCUUCCAAGUGCUCUUAUUGAUGACAAGUUCUCAUUGUU
This is a messenger RNA of Cuscuta epithymum, 2141 nucleotides long. The record is from the annotation of a GenBank genome assembly. NCBI's taxonomy places the organism in Eukaryota, Viridiplantae, Streptophyta, Magnoliopsida, Solanales, Convolvulaceae.